This is a messenger RNA of Penicillium hordei, 666 nucleotides long. Its product is annotated as Mpv17/PMP22 family protein. Gene Ontology annotation, cellular component: membrane; cytoplasm. The transcript has 3 exons. NCBI's taxonomy places the organism in Eukaryota, Fungi, Ascomycota, Eurotiomycetes, Eurotiales, Aspergillaceae. The coding region runs from base 1 to 666 and encodes 221 amino acids. The record is from RefSeq and is a predicted model, not a curated record.
AUGACCUCGCCCCUGAUCGUGACGUUCGUGCAGGCGACCAUUUUGAAUGCCAUCUCCAACAUCCUCGCGCAGCUGAUUGAUCAGCGCAACAACAAAGCUCCAUUCACUCUGAACACACCGGCUCUUCUCCAAUUUCUGGGCUAUGGCCUCUUAAUCGUGGCCCCCAAUUUCUACUGGCAACGCGCCCUGGAAGCGCGUUAUCCAGGAUUUCCUACGCGUUCCGAGCUUUCAGGUGCAUUCAGUGUUCGAUCGCUGAAGUCUAUCUUCUCACCCCGCUCAUGGCUUUCCCUCUUCUCAAAAUCUCGUGAGGAUGAUUCGCUCCCUAGCCACAAGGAGAAAGAGAAGCAUGUCCGAUGGGCAGCACGAGCGCAGAACUCCGGGCUCCGUAGCUUCUUCAUGAAAUUCUUCUUUGACCAGACGGCUGCCUCGAUCGUGAAUCUCGUGCUAUUUGUGGUUCUCAUCAAUCUGCUGAAGGGAGAGACUAUGGCAAAGUCGUGGGAAUUGGUUGUUUUGGAUUUCCGGCCUCUUAUGAGUGCCCGUCUGAAGUAUCGGCCUGUUGUUUCGGUCUUAAUGUACACAGUCAUUCCUGUGGACCGACGGGUGGUCUUUGGAAGUGCAUGUGGGGUGAUCUGGGGUGUGUAUUUGAGCUUAUAUGCAGGCGUUUAG